Cylicostephanus goldi is the source of this 255-nucleotide messenger RNA. Lineage: Eukaryota; Metazoa; Nematoda; Chromadorea; Rhabditida; Strongylidae. The record is from the annotation of a GenBank genome assembly.
AUGGCAUGGAACGAGAGCUUCUCAGCAGCUGAUGGAGGAGGUUGGGCUGGUGAUGCAUCUUUUGCAACCGCACCUCCAAAAGAAGCGCAAUCAGCGAAAAUUGCCGAGAGGUUGCCUGUACCUGUAACUGUAGCGGAUCUUCAUGACUCAGCAAAUGUCGAGGAGAAGUACGAACUCGGGGAUUAUCCAUUCAGUACGGUUAGUUCCUUUGAUUAUCAGCUGAGCUUUUUUAUGCUAUCUGUUUCGAAAUGUUGA